Molecule: messenger RNA, 1827 nt
Organism: Asparagus officinalis (garden asparagus)
Lineage: Eukaryota; Viridiplantae; Streptophyta; Magnoliopsida; Asparagales; Asparagaceae
Product: U-box domain-containing protein 15-like
Exons: 2
Molecular function (GO): protein binding
Source: RefSeq, a predicted model, not a curated record
ACCCAAAGGGGGAUUCACUUUCGUAAGAAACAAAAGACCUCAGCCUUUCUACGUUCAGUCCAGUUAACGUUUCAUUGUCUUGUGCUUCGAAUCGAAGGCAGCAGAAAUUUUGAUCAAAUCGAUUUCAAAGAGAGGGAAGGGGAAAAAAAUCUAUGAGAGCAGCUCUUCUUCCUUGUAUGCGGAUGCGACGCAAUUUAAAGUGGAAACUCGAUUGAUUGAGGAUCAAAGAGCACCACAAUGACGGAAGACUCAGAAUCACUAGACCAGUGUCUUGCGCAUGCCCGUAGCCUCAUCCUUUCAGCCAUCAAGAACUCAAAAUCCACCAAAAGUUUCGUGGGUCGAUGGACUUUGAUCGUCUCCAAGCUCGAGCAAAUCCCAAAUUGCCUCUCUGACCUCUCCUCUCAUCCACUCUUCGCUAAGAAUGGUCUAUGUAAAGAGCAGAUACAGUCCAUCUCCACUGCCCUUUCAGAAACAAUUGCAUUGGCUGAACAAUGUUCUUGCAGGGAAAUUACAGUAGGAAAGCUUCAAAUGCAAAGCAAUCUUGAUUCACUCUCUGCAAAGCUUGAUCUUUGUAUUAAGGAUUGCCACCUUCUGAUAAAAACCGGAGUACUUGGUGAGUUGAAUGUUCAGUCUUUGAAGAUUUGCAGCGUGCCUGAGUUACUUGCCAGAGUUCAGAUAGGAAAUAGUGAAGCAAAGCAUAAGGCAGUUGACGGGCUUCUUGAAUCUUUGAGGAAUGAUGAGAAGAACGUGAUUGUUUUCUUAAGUCAAAGCAAUAUAAAUGCACUUGUUCAGUUGCUCACCGCUACUGCUCCUAAGAUUAGGGAGAAAGCUGUCACAAUAAUUUGCAUGCUUGCUGAAUCUGGGAGUUGCGAGGGUUUGUUAAUUUCAGAAGGUGUGAUUGCUCCAUUGGUUAAAUUAAUGGAUUCUGGAAGCCUCACAGGGAGAGAAAAAGCUGUAGUAACACUGCAGAGGCUCUCAAUGUCGGUGGAUAAUGCACGAUUAAUUUCCGAACAUGGAGGAAUUCUGCCAUUAAUCGAAAUUUCUCAAGCUGGGGAUUCAAUUUCACAGUUGGCAGCAGUUGGGACUCUGAAGAACCUUUCGAUUUUGCCUGAAAUAGGGCAGAAUUUGGUAGAUGAGGGGAUAAUUCGGGUCAUGAUAAAUUUGCUAGAUUCUGGAACUGUGCUCGGCUUGAAAGAAUACGCUGCUGAGUGUUUGCAAAAUUUAACAUCGCUCAGUGGCAACAUAAAAAAGAUUGUAGUUUCUGAAGGAGGAAUUAAGAGCAUCUUGGGUUAUCUUGAUGGUCCAUUACCACAAGAAUCAGCAGUCGGUGCAUUGAGGAACCUCAUAAGUACAGUAUCGACAGAGAGUACAAUUUCACUUGGGAUUUUACCUCGAAUAGUGCAUGUGCUAAAGAACGGAUCUCCAGGUGCUAAGCAAGCGGCAGCCUCUGCAAUAUGCAAAAUAUCUAAUUCCACGGAAAUGAAGAGUUUGAUCUGUGAAUAUGAAUGCUUGCCUUUGCUCGUAAAUUUGCUCGAGGCUAAGUUAAGUUUGGCUAGAGAAGUUGCGGCCCAAGCCAUUGCAAGCUUGAUAAGUUGCCGACAUAGUCGAAAGGAGGUUAAAAAGGAUGAAAGAAGCGUUCCGAAUCUAGUUCAGUUGCUUGAUCCGAGCCCUCAGAAUACAGCAAAGAAGUAUGCAGUGUGUUGCCUUUUGUUACUGGUAUCAAGCAAGAAGUGCAAGAGGAUAAUGAUUUCUUAUGGGGCUAUUGGAUAUCUUAAAAAACUUUGUGAAAUGGAUGUGCAAGGUGCUAAGAAACUGCUUGAUAGAUUG